UGGAGUGGAAAAGGGAUAAGCCUUAUCUCUCUUCUCUGUUCACAACGAAUUCAUUCCGAACCCUGAAGCGAUAAAACAAACUGUCACGGUAAGAAACCGAGCGAGCGAUAAUGGCGAAGAAGGGAAAGAAGCAACUCAUGUCUUCGGCGCCAUGGAGAGGCGAUGACGACACCGAACAGUUCCCUGAUGCUAACCUCAAAGUCACCCGUCAACAGGAUGAUACUUCAACUAUGCAUGUUCCUCGCUCCAAAUCCAGUAAUCAUAAUCAUGAUGAGGAUUUGAUUGAAAUUGAUCCCGAACUUCGUUACAGUUUCCAACGCAAUUUUCAGUUUAUUCAGCGUGUUUUUAGCAUUGACACUGUGGUGAAACCUCUCCCACCCGUCAUGGCUUACAAUGUCUCUCGCAACUUGAACUUCUUCACACGCAUUUUCACUCAAUUCUUUGAUCCUGAAGGCAUUGCAGCUGCCCAGAAAUCCAUGGGCAUGGGACAGGAAGACAGAGAUCGAAGAGUUCGUUGAAGAUAAUCGUGGAAGGCAUCAUAAAAUAAAUAAAAGUAAUAUGUGAUUUUGCAUGGGUAGUAGAAUGUGUGGUUGAUAUCUCUAGCAGACAAUGAGCAUGAAAGAUUGUCUGUUUAUGUGCAUGAGGAAGUUGAGGCGUCCAUCUAUCAACAGUCAUGUUUGAUUGGAUCACUUCUUAGUUAUAGAUUGUUAUAUUAUGAAGGAGAGACAAAUGUGUUUCUUAAUUAUUUU
Messenger RNA from Vicia villosa (hairy vetch), 749 nucleotides. RefSeq lists its product as uncharacterized. The coding region runs from base 111 to 518 and encodes 135 amino acids. NCBI's taxonomy places the organism in Eukaryota, Viridiplantae, Streptophyta, Magnoliopsida, Fabales, Fabaceae. The record is from RefSeq and is a predicted model, not a curated record. The transcript is spliced from 4 exons. Gene Ontology annotation, cellular component: chloroplast envelope.